Molecule: messenger RNA, 1532 nt
Organism: Nanorana parkeri
Lineage: Eukaryota; Metazoa; Chordata; Amphibia; Anura; Dicroglossidae
Gene: UFD1
Product: ubiquitin fusion degradation 1 like (yeast)
Exons: 12
Coding region: 141-1064 (307 amino acids)
Cellular component (GO): VCP-NPL4-UFD1 AAA ATPase complex
Molecular function (GO): polyubiquitin modification-dependent protein binding
Source: RefSeq, a predicted model, not a curated record
GUUGUAGUGUGGCAAUGCUAUGUGUUUUCUCUCUGCUGCUGCGCCGUGCUGUGUAUUGACUUGGCUUCAAUAGAGACACUUCCGGUUGAAGAGAGUGACUCAGUGAGAUAUUAUUGUGAAGUCCCUAAACCGGCAGCACCAUGUUUUCUUUCAAUAUGUUUGACCACCCGAUACCGAGGGUUUUCCAGAACCGCUUCUCAACUCAGUAUCGCUGCUACUCCGUGUCCAUGCUGGCUGGGCCUAAUGACCGCUCUGAUGUGGAGAAAGGAGGGAAGAUUAUCAUGCCCCCAUCUGCACUGGAUCAGCUAAGCAGAUUAAACAUCACAUACCCAAUGCUUUUCAAGUUAACGAAUAAGAAUUCAGACAGAAUGACACAUUGCGGUGUUCUGGAGUUUGUAGCAGAUGAAGGGAUUUGCUACCUCCCACACUGGAUGAUGCAGAAUUUACUAUUAGAAGAGGGAGGUCUCGUUCAAGUGGAAAGUGUCAAUCUUCAGGUGGCCACAUACUCUAAAUUCCAACCACAGAGUCCUGAUUUCCUGGAUAUCACAAACCCUAAAGCUGUAUUGGAGAAUGCUUUGAGAAAUUUUGCCUGCCUUACGACUGGAGAUGUAAUCGCUAUAAAUUAUAAUGAGAAGAUUUAUGAACUUCGAGUCAUGGAAACAAAACCAGACAAACAAGUAUCCAUCAUUGAGUGCGACAUGAAUGUGGAUUUUGAUGCCCCGCUGGGUUACAAGGAGCCAGAAAGACAAACACAGCAGGAAGAGCCAACUGACAUUGAGGCUGAUCACAGCGAGUAUGUUGCAGAUAUAGGGUUCAGGGCCUUUACUGGUUCUGGAAACAGAUUAGAUGGGAAGAAGAAAGGAAUCGAUCCUAGUCCUUCACCACUGAAGCCAGGAGAAAUAAGGAGAGGCAUUCCAAACUAUGAAUUCAAGAUCGGCACAAUUACUUUCAUCAGAAACUCACGGCCCCAAACAAAGAAAGUAGAAGACGAUGAUACUAUUAAUCGCUUCAUUGCAUUCUCUGGAGAAGGACAGUCCCUGAGGAAGAAAGGCAGGAAGCCCUAAGAGACUUCACAAGUGGAAAAUGAAGUGGUCCUGCAGCACACAUGGUUUUAUGUUGUCAACCAGGCAUUAAAAAUAUCUUGGCGAUCUACAGAAAGGAGAGUAUAUUGUCUUAAUAUUUAAAGACCUCAGGAUGGUGAAGAGCCUGUGACAAUCGAUACACCAAGGAUCAACUAUCCAUUUACUUGGAAAGAGAUCUUGAAUUAUUUAGCGGUUCCAAUAUAGUCUGCAUAGGAAAAAUCCAGUAAACAGUAUCAAACAUUAUCAGGACAAGAGAACUAAAAUGACAUACAUCUAUUUAUAGCUCACAAUGAUUUCAUUUGGACAUGUCCACAAAUGGCGUUUUACAUGUUUCUACAUUCUUCUAGUCCCCAGCUCCUUCUUGCAGAUUGAUUUUGAUAAAAGUGCAAAGUGUCAUUUUCACCUCUUCUCUUUUGUUGGUAAAUAUCAGGCAGUUGGUGUUACUAAAAA